AACCAAAGGCAAUAAAGGGCACACAAUUGCGUCGAUUGGGUUCCUUUAAUUUGUCGAGAGAUCGAGAGAGAGAGAGAGGGAGAGAAUCUCCAGCUCAAACCCAUCUCCUUCUCACGUUACGUCACAAAUUUGUUACAUGUCGCCAUCUGCAGCAUUUCAUCAAGCACCGCACGUACACACGCACAUUCUCUCCUAUAAGUUAAUCAAGAUCCACCGACAUUCUUUGCGUCUCCUUUCUCCUCAUGCUCCCUUCCCUCCCCCGCAAUGGCAUCUUCUUCUGCUUCCCAAAUUUCCCUCCUUUUUGUUGUUUUUGUCGGAGUCUUGCUGUUGAGUUCGACCGUGGUUGAUGGGUUUGCGAGCGGGCUGAAGCUCCCUUCGUCGAGGGCUAGAUCGAGGGGAAGGCAGUGGACUAACCUCACUCUCUCGGUUUCGCAUUUUGGAGCUAGGGGAGAUGGAUGCGGCGACGACACCCAGGCAUUUGUAGAAGCUUGGAAGCGUGCUUGUUCUUCAAGAGCACUAGCUGUCAUUGAAAUCCCUGCAGACUAUGUAUGUUUGAUCAGGCCAAUUCAAUUAGGUGGGCCGUGUAAAGGAAAGAUAACAUUGCUGGUCUCUGGAACGAUUAUUGCACCAUCUGAUCCUGAUGCCUGGAAUGGGCUAGAUCCUCAUAAAUGGCUGUAUUUCCAUGGUGUAAAAGACUUUGUGGUAACUGGCGGUGGAAUUAUUAAUGGCAGGGGACAAGAAUGGUGGGCAAGCUCUUGCAAGAAAAAAACAUCCAAUCCAUGCCGACAUGCCCCUACGGCAGUUACUUUUCACAGAAUCAAGCGUCUUAGGGUCCACGAUCUAACACUGAUCAAUAGUCAACAGAUGCAUAUGGCUUUCACCGCUUGUUCUUUAGUUAAAGCAUCUCAUCUGCAAGUGAUUGCACCAGGCACAAGCCCAAACACUGAUGGGAUCCACAUAAGUUCAUGUACUUCUAUUACGAUCGAGGAGAGUAUGAUCAAGACAGGAGAUGAUUGCAUAUCUAUAGUCGGCAAUUCUUCUGACAUUCUAGUGAGGAACAUUAUCUGUGGACCAGGUCAUGGCAUAAGUACUAUUGAUAUUAGUAUUGGAAGCCUGGGCAAAUCAAACUCCACGGCGAAAGUGCAAAAGGUGCAAGUUGAUGGAGCCUUUAUUUCCAACACUGAGAAUGGUGUAAGGAUCAAAACAUGGCAGGGUGGUCAGGGUUAUGCCCGCAACAUUAUGUUCAAGAAUAUUUUGAUGAGUAACGUCUCGAAUCCAAUAAUAAUUGAUCAGUACUACUGUGAUUCGAAACAUCCAUGUGAAAACCAGACAUCAGCUGUACGGGUUUACGAUAUCGCAUUCAUUGGCAUCAAAGGAACGUCAGCAACAGAGGACGCUAUAAAAUUUGCUUGCAGUGACAUUUUUCCAUGUGAAAAUAUAAACCUUGAAGAUAUCCAGUUAUCUUUGGGCUCUGGAGGGGUUCCGACUGCUUAUUGCUGGCAGGCAUCAGGGUCCAGUUCUGGUGACGUUGUUCCCCCUUCUUGUCUUUCGAGUGUUGAUAGCCUCAUCGAACAAAAUGUUGUCGUCGAAACGAAGCUUCAUUCCAUGUUCAGAUGAUUAUAUGUACUUAUUCGAUAAAUAGCUACGUACAGGGUGCUUAUUCUUAAGAUAUGAUUCGGGUUCUGUUGUUUGUUUCCAGUUAUGCGCGAAUCAGUACAGAAACGUAUGUACAGAAUGCAUGUUUCUUGAAAGUUGAUCGGAUUUGGCUUGUGUCGGUUCCAAAUGAA
Molecule: messenger RNA, 1787 nt
Organism: Asparagus officinalis (garden asparagus)
Lineage: Eukaryota; Viridiplantae; Streptophyta; Magnoliopsida; Asparagales; Asparagaceae
Product: probable polygalacturonase At1g80170
Exons: 9
Coding region: 265-1617 (450 amino acids)
Biological process (GO): carbohydrate metabolic process
Molecular function (GO): polygalacturonase activity
Source: RefSeq, a predicted model, not a curated record